AUGUCAACGUCUGUUGUUGCGGCUCGGCCGCCCGCGCAGCCUACGGCCAUCCUGCGCGGCCACCGCGCCCAGGUCCAUGCAGCUGUCUUCAUGCGGCUGGACCGCACGGCCGCGGCCGGAGCGACGAUGACGGCCGACACGCGUCUCGUUACUGGGGACAGCGACGGCUACGUCGCCCUCUGGGACCUGGCCAUUGUACGCACCCGUGGCGUGUGGCGUGCCCACAAGAACAGCAUCCUGGGCAUUGCCGCCUGGGACGAUGCAGGGCAGGUCGUGACCCACGGCCGGGACCACCGGCUGGUGGUGUGGCAGGUGGGCGUGGCCGACGAGGCGCGCCUAAGCACGGUGCUUCCGCUGGAUCUGGAGGCUUCAUCGACGCCGUCUUCGGCAGCGUCGUCGGCAUCCCACCCGCAGCCUUGGAUGGUGCACGUGCUCGAUGUCAACACGAUGAACUUUUGCGCGUUUGCCUGGUGCGGUCUGGUGGGCAGCGUGGCGGCUGUGACGGCCGCGACGACGCAUGCAACGGCAGCAAGCAUGCCGUCUACCGACAAACAGUUGACACCAACAUCGACACCACCGACCGAACGGCUGGUGGCCGUGCCCAACACGCUCACCCUCGAAGCAGCCGACAUAUACCACCUUCCGUCGCAGCGGCGUAUCAACACAGUCCGCCUGGGCACCAAGGAGGGCAUGAUUAUGGCCCUGGCACUGUUUUAUGCGCCGGUCACAGACACAGAAGCGACAGACGACAGCCAGCCAACACUGGUGCUCAUUGCAGCCUUUGAAAACGGCGUGGCUGUGGCCGCCUUGCUCCGCCAAGGCGCCGACGGACCGGCCGACCUUGUCUACCGCGCACAGCCGCACAGCCAGCCGAUCUUGUCGCUGGACGUCGCACCCGACCGUUCUUAUUUUCUGACAUCGGCCGCGGAUGCCGUGGUCGCAAAGCAUCCGAUCCGUGUACCGGCAGCGCCAAAAAAGGCCGCUGCUGUCCCAGCCUCCACACUACCAAGUGCAUCCCCUGCAUCGCCACCGGCACCUCCAACAUUGGCCGGCAAGCCCGUGUCUCUGCUCUCGGCCGCUCUCGCCAAGGAGGCAGCGGCAGCGUCGCCCCCUUCGCCAUCCAAUGCACCGCCCACCAGAGGAGCAGCGACGCCCUUGGCACCCGUCGAAGUCGAGACACAACCUCUCGCAGUGAUCAACACCAAGCACGCAGGCCAGCAGGGCCUGCGCAUCCGCGACGAUGGCCGCCUGUUUGCCACAGCUGGCUGGGACGCCAGAGUGCGCGUGUACACGGCACAGACGAUGACGGAGGUUGCUGUGCUCAAGUGGCAUCAGACGGGGUGUUUUGCCGUGGCAUUUGCACCAGUUGUCGUGGCGGACACCCAGAGAGAAGGUGAAGAUGAAGGCAAAAGAAAAGGAGAAGACGAAAGGGCUUUGGCGCCGACCGGCGGUUCAACAGCCCUGGCUUCACGACACAGUCGACGAGACACCAGUGUCAAGGAACGCCGUCUGCGCCACGCCGUCACGGCGCACUGGCUGGCCGUUGGCAGCAAAGACGGCAAAGUCAGUCUGUGGGACAUAUUCUAG
This is a messenger RNA of Sporothrix schenckii 1099-18, 1587 nucleotides long. Its product is annotated as WD repeat protein. Gene Ontology annotation, molecular function: protein binding. The transcript has a single exon. The coding region runs from base 1 to 1587 and encodes 528 amino acids. Lineage: Eukaryota; Fungi; Ascomycota; Sordariomycetes; Ophiostomatales; Ophiostomataceae. The record is from RefSeq and is a predicted model, not a curated record.